AUGAUUUUCUGGUACAACAUUUGCGCUGAAAUCAGGCACAUGAUCCUGGUUCAACUCGCCAGGGCGGUGCCUCACGAGAAAGGCGCCAUGGCGGCAUAUGCUCGUGUCUCUAAAGAAUGGCAGACGUUCUUCGAGCCGUAUUCCUUUCGAAGUUUGAAGAUACAGUCCACGGACCUAAAACGAUUCCAGGAGAUCUUUGCUGUGCAUCGACGCAGGGCCUAUCUGCAGCAUCUUGGCUUGAAGACAACUAUUCCUGAGCAUAAGUUAGAGCUUUUGCGUUUGGUGCGUUGCACCGACAUCGAAAACCUAUUUGCCCAAAUGACACUUCUUUAUAAGCGAAGAUCCGAAUAUGACACACAUAUGCCAUGGAUAGAGAAGCAAGAAUACAGGAACAACGUGGAAUUCGAUAACGCACUGCGCUCGCUCUUCCACUGUUUAACUUACUGGACAGUGAGACAAGUUCAUUUUCUCGGUAUUAAGCUAGAGAUUAUCGCCGACUCCAAAAGCCACUGGCAAGAGGCUGCCACCGUGAUCCAAGAGUUGUGCGAACCUAUGGUUAUUCAUAUACCAGAUCGACUGGUUGUGAGCAGCUACUGUCAGGAGAAAACCUUGAGAGCCGCUGAGUUGGAUUUCCACUUCUUACUCGGAGUGAUGAACUGGGAGCUUCCCGUGGUUCAGGUUAUCUCUGAAGUAUCGAUACCGAAAAGCAACAUCCAUCAAUUGGAGCCUAACUCAGUCGUUCACAUCCUGAACUCCCUUCCUCGCCUGAGGACUUUCAUAUGGGCGAUCAGACCACACGUCAGCCGGAGAGAUAAGCGCCGCUUCUACGAACAGUUUCAAGAGACUGUUCACAUGUGGCCUAAAUCGUUAACAAGAGUGGGACUUACACAAUCUUCCUCUACGCGCUUGCAGAGAAGGGGGAACCCCGAGCUCAUAUCCCUGGUAUCGACGUUGUCUACGCAGUUCAAAGAUCUGGAGAUUACAUCCACCUACUCUGACACAAACGAGCUCCUAUUCUGGGCGAAGGCAGCAAACGUAUCUGUAAAGCCGGACAGCCGAAUUUGA
Messenger RNA from Fusarium sp. VM40, 1065 nucleotides. The record is from the annotation of a GenBank genome assembly. Lineage: Eukaryota; Fungi; Ascomycota; Sordariomycetes; Hypocreales; Nectriaceae.